AUGGUGACACUGAUUUUGGCAGUAAAUAACCAAGGCAUCGUCCACUCAAAGAUCGUCGGUGAUGGUACCUGCAAUGGUGCAGGGUUAUUAGUGUUCGUUGAGGAAGUUGCGGAGCGUACACGCUCCAGAGUGGAGGUGGUUGUUCAUGGACAACGCAAAGAUGCACAUGCUGAAUGUUCCAAGGAUGAUACUGGGCUCAUAUUAUUAGCUGAACUGCUAGUCGCCCUACACGUACAGGUUAAACACAACAGCACAGGUGAUUUCGAAUGUGAAAGCAACGGGGAGACGCGCGCUGACCAACCCGAU
This is a messenger RNA of Dicrocoelium dendriticum, 306 nucleotides long. Lineage: Eukaryota; Metazoa; Platyhelminthes; Trematoda; Plagiorchiida; Dicrocoeliidae. The record is from the annotation of a GenBank genome assembly.